Messenger RNA from Stereum hirsutum FP-91666 SS1, 732 nucleotides. RefSeq lists its product as uncharacterized. The coding region runs from base 1 to 675 and encodes 224 amino acids. The record is from RefSeq and is a predicted model, not a curated record. The transcript is spliced from 4 exons. Lineage: Eukaryota; Fungi; Basidiomycota; Agaricomycetes; Russulales; Stereaceae.
AUGAGCGACAAGCUCGACAAGGAGAAGGGCAGGAGCAUCGAAGAGCUCGAGACUCCCAGCUUCAAACACAACCACUCAACCGACAUCAUCUGCAAGCACCCCGCCAAGAAGGAGCGCACCCGGGAAGUGAACCAAUACACCCGCCCGGAACCGAACCCAGCUACCUUCUCCCUUGACCGACACACUCCCAUCUCCUACAACCCUGCCUCAGUCAAGAGACCCAACUUUGAGCCAUCCGCAGAGUUCGAGGACAACUCCGCUCAUCGCAGCCCUGGCCGUAAGCCCUCCACCACCGAUGGUGGCCAGCCCAAUAUCGAUCACACACCGUCCCAUGUGACGGGGCAUACUCCAUCUUCAUCACCGUCAUUAGCUCCUCAUCUGCCAUCUUCAUCCACCGUCGUUGUCCCCCCUCCCCAGCCACUAUCCUCAUCCGCUGUCAGCUCUCACCUCCACCCCGUCUUCGCAGGCCGUUGCAAGAAGACCGAAGUCUCGUCACAAUCGCAAUCGCACACAAACACAUCCACCUCAGAGCUCGUUGAGUCUGCCGCAAUGGCUAGUACUGUUCAAAUGCAUAUGCCCCAGAAGCACUACGCCAUUUGGACACGCAGUUCCGUUCGAGCGCGAGUGGUUCCCCAAGAGGACGAGGGGACGGAGGGUGCAGAGGAAGCUGAAUAGGGACCAGGAGGCAUAUGGCGAAGGAAUUGGAAGGAUAGCUGGCUGCACGAUGUAUAC